AGCUUCCACCACAGUUCCUCUCCCCGCCUUCUCCCUCAUUCUUUGGCAGCUCCGCGGAGGACUUACACACUUUCCCGGUUCCUCAGGCAACUCCUCGCCGCCCGCUUUCCUUCGGAGACUACGGGGUUUUACCUUCAAUCCUUCCGGUUAUCGUUUACGAGCGGACACAAUUAUCUGCCAUUAAAGCCGGAAAUACAACAUUGUUGUCCCCCGGUACACCGGUCCUAUUCGGGAAGAGCAACAGCCUGGAAGACAACAGUGAGGUAAACAAGUAGCACAUCCCACUGCAGUCAUGGAUGAGAUGGACCUGCCCCAGAUGAAGAAGGAGGUGGAGAGCCUCAAGUAUCAGCUGGCCUUCAAAAGAGAGAAGUCCUCCAAAACAGUGACAGAUUUGGUGAAGUGGAUAGAGGACGGCGUCCCUGAGGAUCCCUUCUUGAACCCCGAGCUAAUGAAGAACAACCCGUGGGUGGAGAAAGGAAAGUGCAUCCUUCUGUAGGAGGAUGGCGACCGGCCUGACGUUCCCUUCCAACCGACCCCCUGACCCCAGGACCUCUCAGCAUGAAUGUACAACACACGCCCCGACAAGGCCUCACCGAACACACUUUUGCCUGACCGCCACUCUUUCACUCAGUCAAUGUACGCCAUCGGUGCUCCACCUCGUCCGCCAAUACCACGACUCCACUGCGCUUUUGCAAUUACCGACGACACGCUUUCUUUGAAUUCACGGGUGAUGGGCAACAUCCUCACGGUUGACUCAGCUCGAUACAGGCGUUUGUUACCCACUCUUUGUAUUCUCCCAAAUAAACUCUUUAAUUAGGUGGUUGACAUAACAAUGCCUUAAAGUCGCUCAUGGUCAUGAUGCAUUCAGAUAACAUUUGAAGACAUUGUGACUUCUUUUUCUUAAAUACAUUUAAAUGACUACUUGCUCGUCAUUGUACACCACGGAUGUUUGUACCUCUGGCCGUUUAAACGUCUUAUGUAUUUAAAGACACUUUGUUUCAGGUCACAAAGCGUUUAAAAACCCUCUUUAUCUUAUCUCAGACAUUUUUGUCAGUUUAUGUUGAGCCUUUUCUGCAGACAAGAAUCUAAAAUGAAAAAAAGCGGGCUGAUAUUGCGUGGUACGACUCGAAACACGCCUGGGCUUGAACCCACAGCUCCCGUCUGACUGCGAGUCGAGCAUGCGAGCCGGCUCAUUGACCGGCGGGGCUCUUGAGGUGUUGGGGAGUGUGGUUUACUUUUGGUGGUAGCACACAGCUUAGCUGUUAGCUGUACCUAUUAACCCGCCCGUUCUUUCCACCCGGCAAUAUCGACGUAACACAUCCUGUAGACAGUGAAGUCAGGCCUUCACAAUAAAGCACGGCAGUAAAAAUUAACAGCGUAAUUUCCCUUAUUUUCACACUUAUUUUGAAAUAAAAAUUAUAUGUAUUUUAACUUUCAUGGAAAAAAAAUCCUCUUGGGCAACAUUGACCGCACUUCUACUGUAGCCAGGGAAGUCAGGCCUUCACAAUAAAGCACGGCAGUAAAAAUGAACAGCGCUUUCCGGAAAAUGUCCCUUAUUUUCACACUUAUUUUGAAAUAUAAAUUAUAUGUAUUUUAACUUUCAUGGAAAAAAAUCCUCUUGGGCAACAUUGCCGUCACUUCUAAUGUAGCCAGGGAAGUCAGGCCUUCACAAUAAAGCACGGCAGUAAAAAUGAACAGCGUUUUCCAGAAAAUUUCCCUUAUUUUCACACUUAUUUUGAAAUAAAAAUGAUAUGUAUUUUAACUUUCAUGGAAAACAAUCCUCUUGGGCAACAUUGGCGUCACUUCUACUGUAGCCAGUGAAGCCAGACCUUCACAAUAAGGCACGGCAGUAAAAAUGAACAGCGUUUUCCGGAAAAUUUGCCUUAUUUUCACACUUAUUUUGAAAAAAAAAAUUAUAUGUAUUUUAACUUUCAUGGGAAAAAAAUCCUCUUGGGCAACUUUGGUGUCACUUCUACUGUAGCCGGGGAAGCCAGGCCUUCACAAUAAAGCACGGCAGUAAAAAUUAACAGCGUUUUCCGGAAAAUUUCCCUUAUUUUCACACUUAUUUGGAAAAAAAAUUAUAUGUCUUUUAACUUUCAUGGAAAAAAAUCCUUUUGGGCAACAUUGCCGUCACUUCUACUGUAGCCAGGGAAGUCAGGCCUUCACAAUAAAGCACGGCAGUAAAAAUGAACAGAGUGUUCCUGAAAAUGUCUCUUGUUUUCACACUUAUUUUGAAAUAAACAUUAUAUGUAUUUUACCUUCCAUGGGGGAAAAAAUCCUCUUGGGCAACAUUGGCGUAACAUAUACUGUAGCUAGUGAAGCCAGACCUUCACAAUAAAGCACAGAAGUAAAAAUUCACAGAGUUUUCCGUAAAAUUUCCCUUAUUUUCACCUUUAUUUUGAAAUAAACAUUAUAUGUAUUUUAACUUUCAUGGGGGAAAAAAUCCUCUUGGGCAACAGUGGCGUAACAUAUACUGUAGCCAGUGAAGUCAGGGCUUCACAAUAAAGCACGGUAAAAAUGAACAGAGUUUUCCGGAAAAUUUCCCUUAAUUUCACCUUUAUUUUGAUAUAAAAGUCAGGCUUUCACAAUAAAGCAUGUCAGUAAAACAAAACAUAAAUGUCCUAAAUUUGCUGUAAUUUCUACCCUUAUUUACCCCUUUAUUAUUUUGAAAUGCAAAUGAUACAGGAAAUAAAAUCCUCUCGGGAACCAUCUGCAUAACACAUCCUGUAGCCACUAAAGUCAGGCCUUCAGAAUAAAGCAAGGCAGUGAAAAUAACCACAGAGUUUUCCGGAAAAAUUCCCUUGUUUUCACCUUUAUUUUUAAAUGAAAAUGAUAUGUAUUUUAACUUUCAUGAAAAAAAAAAAUCCUCUUGGGCAACAUUGGCGUAACAGAUCCUUUAACCAGCGAAGUCAAGCUUUCAAAAUAAAGCACGGCAGGAAAGUUACCACAGUGGAAAGACCAAAAUGUCCUGGAAAAUGUCCCCAUUAUUAUUCUGUAAUGCCUAUAAUAUUUAUUGUGACUUUCAUGGAGAAAAAAUUAUCUCGAGGAACAUUGGCGUGACAUGCUGUAGUUAGUAAAGCCAGGCCUUCAAAAUAAAGCAUGUCAGUAAAAUAACCACAGAGGAAAAAAUUGAAAUUUUCCGGAAUUUUUACCCUUAUUUACCCCUUUAUUAUUUUGAAAUGCAAUUGAUACAGGAAAUAAAAUCCUCUCGGUCACCAUCAGCAUAACGCAUCCUGUACCCACUAAAGUCAGGCCUUCAGAAUAAAGCGAGGCAGUGAAAAUAACCACAGAGUUUUCCGGAAAAUUUACCUUAUUUUGAAAUUUUUUUAUCUUGGGCAACAUUGGCGUAACAUAUACUGUAGCCAGUAAAGUUUGGCCUUGAAAAUAAAGCAGGCCAGUAAAAAAAUAAAUAUGGAAAGACCUCCAUUUUCCUUAUUUCCCCCCUUUCUAUUUUUAAAGACAAUGAUUUGUAUUUUAACUUUCAUGAAACUCCAGCACCCCCCGCCAUCCCGAGAGGGACAAUCCGUAGAAAAAUGGAUGGAUGGAUGGAAAAAACAUUCUGUGGCCAGUGAAGUCAAGCCUUCACAAUAAAGCGCGGCAGUAAAACAACCACGUGGAAAGACCUAAAUUUCCCUAAUUUUACAGAAAUGUUCCAUUAUUUUGAAACUUAUUUUAACUUUCAUGAAAAAAAAAAAUUGGCGUAACACAUCCUGUUGCCAGUAAAAUCAGGCCUUCAAAAUAAGGCACGCGGGUAACAUAACCAAAGUGGAAAGACCGGAAUUUUGCUUAUUUUUCCUAAUUUCUCGGAAAAUUCCCUUUAUUUUCCCCGUUAUUAUGUUGAAACGCAAAUAUUGGCAGGUAUGAGCUAAGCUAGCGUACAAGACAAAAAAAAUUCCCUGCCUAGAAUAUUUGACCAAACAACAAAAUCCUUCGCCCGCACUUAAAAGUUGCUAAUGUUUAGACACGUUUUACAGCUUUGCUUUUGAAGCAUGUUUUUCCUAUUUACCAUAACUUGGCAUGUUGUUGUUCUUUAGUGUCAUUAGACUGGAGUGUGUGUGUUUGUUGUUGCUCCCGCUCUCUGGAGGGGUUUUUACUUCCCCCCACACCCCCAUCCUUACUGACACUCCCUAGGGACCACGCAAACACACAAUCAUUGUACAAACACUCCUAAACCCCUUUGACUUAUGAAUCACUUACUUUAUUUAUUUUAUUUAUUUAUUUAUUAGAACUGUUUUCCUGUGAUACGUUUCUGUCCCGAUAUUUAUUCCGAUUAUUAGCGUCUACAAAUGCAACACUUUGUCAGAUCAACAACUGCCUUGGACACAGUUCCCUUAAAACCAGACUGUCAAUAUUUGGAGGUGUGAACACUGCAUGAGUUGAACAUGGCAGAUGGUCACACACACACACACACGCGCGGACACACACACAUCAGCAGAACACACACGCUGCUUGGUAGGAAAGGUGAUGAAGUAGGACGACAUGGGGAACCUCACGUCAUCUCAGUACUGUAAUGACUCUCAUUAUAUUGGCUCACCACCGCCCCACCACCCCCAAGGCUUAUUCUGUAAUUGGGUGACUUUUGUACACUGCAGAUAUUUAAAUGAACUUACCUUAGUUGCUCUAUGACGUGCUAAUGAAUUCAUGUUUGCCAACUCAUCAAACAUGCAUAGAACAGCACUUCUGCUCCUUGGAAACAUUUGACCAAUCAGAUACUGCUUGUUCCCUUUCAUUCAGAUCUUUGUGUCCUCAGUCCCUCACACCUGGACUGUCCAGGUUGUCUUAGAAGAUGUUCCGCCUCUCAUCCGGCUAGAUAGGACGGUUCUAGUCUGACUGAUGUCUGACUAGAUAGGACAUCUGUAGUCUGACUACAUAGGUCAGCCCCAGUCUGACUGUUGCCUGACAAGAUAGAACAUCUGUAGUCUGACUAGAUAGGUCAACCCCAGUCUGACUGUAGUCCGACAAGAUAGGACAGCUCUAGUCUGACUUGUCUGACUAGAUAGAACCGCCCUAGUCUGACUAUUGUCUGACUAAAUAGAACAUCUGUAGUCUGACUAGAUAGGUCAACCCCAGUCUGACUGUAGUCUGACAAGAUAAAACAUCUCUAGUCUGACUAGGUAGGUCAGCCCCAGUCUGACUGUUGUCUUAAAGGUAGGACGGCUCUAGUCUGACUAGAUAGGAGAGUGCCAGUGUGACUAUUGUCUAACUUGAUAGAUCAUCUGUAGUCUGACUACAUAGGUCAGCCCCAGUCUGACUGUUGCCUGACAAGAUAGAACAUCUGUAGUCUGACUAGAUAGGUCAACCCCAGUCUGACUGUAGUCUGACAAGAUAGGACAGCUCUAGUCUGACUUGUCUGACUAGAUAGAACCGCCCUAGUCUGACUAUUGUCUGACUAGAUAGAACAUCUGUAGUCUGACUAGAUAGGUCAACACCAGUCUGACUGUAGUCUGACAAGAUAAAACAUCUCUAGUAUGACUAGAUAGGUCAGCCACAGUCUGACUGUUGUCUUAAAGGUAGGACGGCUCUAGUCUGACUAGAUAGGAGAGUGCCAGUGUGACUAUUGUCUAACUUGAUAGAUCAUCUGUAGUCUGACUACAUAGGUCAGCUCCAGUCUGACUAUUGUCUGACUAGAUAGGUCAGCCCCAGUCUGACUGCUGUCUGACAAGAGAGGAUGGCUCUAGUCUGACUAUUGUCUGACUAGAUAGGAGAGUGCCAGUGUGACUAUUGUCUGACUAGAUAGGACCGCUCUAGCCUGACAUGUCUGACUAGAUGGAACAUCUCUAGUCUGACUAUUGUCUGACUAGAUAGGACAUCUGUAGUCUGACUACAUAGGUCAGCCCCGGUCUGACUGUUGUCUGACAAGAUAGGACAGCCCUAGUCUGACUUGUCUGACUAGAUGGAACAUCUCUAGUCUGAUUAUUGUCUGACUAGAUAGAACUUCUGUAGUCUGACUACAUAGGCCAGCCCCACUUUGACUGUUGUCUGACAAUAUAGAACAUCUCUAGUCUGACUUGUCUGACUAGAUGGAACAUCUCUAGUCUGACUAUUGUCUGACUAGAUAGAACUUCUGUAGUCUGACUACUGUACAUAGGUCAGCCCUAGUUUGACUGUUGUCUGACAAUAUAGAACAUCUUUAGUCUGACUAGAUAAGUCAGUCCCAGUCUGACUGUUUUCUGACAAGAUAGGACCGCACUAGCCUAACUUGUCUGACUAGAUGGAACAUCUAUAGUCUGACUACAUAGGUCAGCCCCAGUCUGACUGUUGUCUGACAAGAUAGAAAAUCUCUAGUCUGACUAGAUAGGUCAUCCCCAGUCUGACUGUUGCCUGACAAGAUCCUCUGUGCCGAGGAUGUCGUUGUGGCUUGUGCAGCCCUUUGAGACACUUGUUAUUUAGGGCUAUAUAAAUAAACAUUGAUUGAUUGAUUGAUUGAAGAUUGGACAGCUCUAGUCUGACUUGUCUGACUAGAUAGAACAUCUGUAGUCUGACUAGAUAGGUCAACCCCAGUCUGACUGUUGUCUGACAAGAUAAAACAUCUCUAGUCUGACUAGAUAGGUCAGCCCCAGUCUGACUGUUGUCUGACAAGAUAGGACGGCUCUAGUCUGACUAUUGUCUGACUAGAUAGGAGAGUGCCAGUGUGACUAUUGUCUGACUUGAUAGAACAUCUGUAGUCUGACUACAUAGGUCAGCUCCAGUCUGACUAUUGUCUGACUAGAUAGGUCAGCCCCAGUCUGACUGUUGUCUGACAAGAUAGGAUGGCUCUAGUCUGACUAUUGUCUGACUAGAUAGGAGAGUGCCAGUGUGACUAUUGUCUGACUAGAUAGGACCGCUCUAGCCUGACUUGUCUGACUAGAUGGAACAUCUCUAGUCCGACUAUUGUCUGACUAGAUAGGACAUCUGUAGUCUGACUACAUAAGUCAGCCCCAGUCUGACUGUUGUCUGACAAGAUAGGUCAGCUCAGUCUGACUGUUGUCUGACUAGAUAGGACAGCUCCAUUGUGACUAUUGUCUGACUAGAUAGGACAGUCAAAGUCUGAAUGUUGUCUGACUAGAUUAGGCAACUCUAGUCUGACAAGAUAGGUCAGCCCCAGCCUGGCGGUUGUCUGACUAGAUAAAAUCACUCCAGGGUCAUUAUUGUCUGACUAGAUAAGACAGCUCUCGUCUGACUACUGUCUGACUAGAUAAGGCAUCUCUAGUCUGACUAGAUAGGCCAGCCCCAGUCUGACCGUUGUCUGACUAGAUAGGACAGCGCUAGUAUGACCAUCGUCUGACUAGAUAGGACAGCGCUAGUAUGACCAUUGUCUGACUCAAUAGGACAUCUCUAGUUUGACUAAAUAGGUCAGCCCCAAUAUGACCGCUGUCUGACUAGGUAGGACAACUCCCGUCUGACUAUAGUCUGCCUAUAUUAGACAGCUCCAUUCUGACUAUUGUUUGACUAAAUUGGACUGCUACAGUUCGACUAUUGUUUGACUAGAUAGGGCAGCUGUAGUCUAACCAUUGUCUGACUAGAUACGACAACCCUAGUCUGACUAUUUCCUAAAAAAAUAGGACAGCACUUGUCUGACUAUUGUUUGACUAGAUGGGGCACCUCUAGUUUGACUAGAUUGGUCAGCCCCAGUUUGACUGUUGUCUGGCUAGCUAGGACAGCUCUAGUGUGACUAUUGUCUGAAUAGAUAGGACAGUUCUAGUCUGACUAUUAUCUAACAAGAAUGGACAGCUGUCAUCUGACUAGAUAAGACAGUCCCAGUUUGACUAGAUAGGACAGCUCCAGUCUUACUUUUGCCUGACCAGAUUGGACAGCUGUCGUCUGACUAUUGUAUGAAUAGAUGGGACAGCUCGUCUGACUAGAUAGGACAGCCUUAGUCCGACUAUUGUCUGACUAGAUAGGACAUCUCUAGUCUGACUAGAUAGGACAGAUCUAGUCUAAUAUCGUCUGACUAAACGGGACAGCUGUAGUCUGACUAUUGUCCGACUAGAUAGGACAGCUUUAGUCUAAUAUCGUCUGACUAAUCGGGACAGCUGCAGUCUGACUAUCGUCUGACUAGAUCGGACAGAUGUAGUCUGACUAUUGUCUGGCUAGAUAAAACAGCUCGAGUCUGAUAUCAUCGGACUAAAUAGUACAUCUGUAGUCUUACUAUUGUCUGACUAGAUAGGUCAGCCCCAGUCUGACUGUUGUGUGACUAGAUAGGGCAGCAUUAGUUUAACUAUUGACUGACUAGAUACAACAGUUUUAAUCUGACUAGUUAGGACAGCUGUAGUCUGACUAUCGUCUGACUAUAUACGACAGCUGUAGUCUGACUAUUGCCAGACUAGAUACGACAGCUUUAAUUUGACUAAAUAGGACAGCUGUAGUCUGACUAUCGCCUGACUUGAUACGACAGCUUUAAUCUGACUAGAUACGACAGCCAUAGUCUGACUAUUGUCUGACUAGAUAAGACAGAUUUAGUCUAAUAUCGUCUGAAUAAACGGGAUGGCUCUAGUCUUGACAAUCGUCCGACUAGAUAGGACAGCUCUCGUCUAAUAUUGUCUGACUAAUCGGGACAGCUCUAGUCUGACUAUUGUCUGACUAGAUACGGCAGCUCUAGUCUAAUAUCAUCUGACUAGAUAGUACAACUGUAGUCUUACUAUCGCCUGACUAGAUAGGACAGCUUUAAUCUGACUAGAUAGGACAGCUGUAGUUUAACUAGAUAGGGCAGCUUUAUUCUGACUAGAUAGGACAGCUGUGGUCUGACUGUAGCCUGACUAGAUAGGACAUCUUUAAUCUGACUAGAUAGGACAGCUGUAGUCUGACUAUCGCCUGAUUAGAUAGGGCAGCUUUAAUCUGACUGGGUAGUACAGCUGUAGUUUUACUAUCGCCUGACUAAAUAGGACAGCUUUAAUCAGACUAGUUAGGACAGCUGUAGUCUGACUAUCGCCUGACUAGAUAGGACAGCUUUAAUCACACUAGAUAGUACAGCUGUAGUCUGACUAUUGUCUGACUAGAUAGGACAUCUUUAACCUGACUGGAUAGGACAGCUGUAGUCUGACUAGAUAAAACAGCUGUAGUCUUACUAUCGCCUGACUAGAUAGGACAGCUUUAAUCUGACUAGGUAGUACAGCUGUAGUCUUACUAUCGCCUGACUAGAUUGGACAUCUUUAAUCUGACUGGAUAGGACAGCUGCAGUCUGACUAUCGCCUGACUAAAUAGGACAGCUUUAAUCUGACUAGAUAGGACAGCUCUAAUCUAAUAUUGUCUGACUAAUCAGGACUAAUCCAUCUGUAGUCUGACUAGAUAGGACAGCUGUAGUCUGACUAUCGCCUGACUAGAUAGGACAUCUUUAAUCUGACUAGAUAGGACAGCUGUAGUCUGACUACCGCCUGACUAGAUAGGGCAUCUUUAAUCUGACUAGGUAGUACAGCUGUAGUCUUACUAACGCCUGACUGGAUAGGACAGCUUUAAUCUGACUAGAUAGGACAGCUGUAGUCUGACUAUUGUCUGGCUAAAUAGGACAGCUUUAACCUGACUAGAUAGGACAGCUGUAGUCUGACUAUUGUCUGACUAGAUCGGACAGCUUUAACCUGACUAGAUAGGACAGCUGUAGUCUGACUAGAUAAAACAGCUGUAGUCUGACUAUCGCCUGACUAGAUAGGGCAGUUUUAAUCUGACUAGGUAGUACAGCUGUAGUCUUACUAUCGCCUGACUAGAUAGGAUAGCUUUAAUCUGACUAGAUAGGACAGCUGUAGUCUGACUGACUAUCGUCUGACUAGAUAAAACAGCUGUAGUCUGACUAUCGCCUGACUAGAUAGGGCAGUUUUAAUCUGACUAGGUAGUACAGCUGUAGUCUUACUAUCGCCUGACUAGAUAGGACAGCUUUAAUCUGACUAGAUAGGACAGCUGUAGUCUGACUGACUAUCGCCUGACUAGAUAGGACAGCUGUAGUCUGACUAUCGCCUGACUAGAUAGGACAGCUUUAAUCUGACUAGAUAGGACAGCUCUAAUCUAAUAUUGUCUGACUAAUCGGGACAGCUCUAGUCUUGACUAUUGUCUGACUAGAUACGGCAGCUCUAGUCUAAUAUCAUCUGACCAAAUAGUACAGAUGUAAUCUUACUAGCGCCUGACUACAUAGGACAGCUUUAAUCUGACUAGAUAGGACAGCUGCAGUCUGCCUAUCGUCUGACUAGAUAGGACAGCUGUAGCAAAGUCAUGAACAUGUUCUAAGACAACCUAAACAGCAGGGGGGUGAAUCUUACAUCAAUCCACGAUUCAUUUCAAUUCCGAUUGGCGUGACGAUUCCAUUCAGGAUCCAUUCUGGAUCCAACGAGAAUCUCCAUUUCUAUACCCAUUAUUUGCUAGUAAACUUGUAGAAAUGGAUUCUAGCAGCCUCACUAAACCGUAACUUUCCACUUUUGGUUUCAUGUUGUUCCAAGUCAGCUGCUCGUGUCCAAAUGUAGCCAAGUGACGUCUUGCAUGACAAAAUACUCGGAAAGUACAAAAAGUGUCUGAGCUGCUUCCUGUUUGUCGCUUUUCCAGGGACCUAUGUGCUAAAACGUGGAUGUUCGGUUGCUACUCCAACAUUUGAACUGAACACACUUGUGUGCCACCACUGGAAACGCCUCUAAUGCCGUUUGUUUGACACGCUUUGUCUUUCUUCCGUACGACUCUUCAGUCCCUUUUCAUAUAACCUGCAAGUGUGUGUGUGUGUGUGUGGGUGUGUGUGUGUGUGUGUGUGUGUGUGUGUGUGUGUGUGUGUGUGUGUGUGUGUGUGUGUGUGUGUGUGUGUGUGUGUGUGUGUGUGUGUGUGCGUGUGUGUGUGUGUGUGUGUGUGUGUGUGUGUGAUGUUUCUUCGAUUGCAGCGUCAGCAUUAACCCGUGCGAGUCCGCCUAGUUAGCCGCAAUUCCCUUGUGAGAGUGCUGGGGAGUUCCUAUUAUGCAUCGUGUGUAAAGAAGACAAGCAAUAAAUUCAAGAUCAUUUUGUUUUGGAUUUUUUGCAAAAACAUUUAUCUUAAUAAAGUAGAAGAUUUUGA
Entelurus aequoreus (snake pipefish) is the source of this 10996-nucleotide messenger RNA. RefSeq names its product guanine nucleotide-binding protein G(I)/G(S)/G(O) subunit gamma-13-like. Gene Ontology annotation, molecular function: G-protein beta-subunit binding. NCBI's taxonomy places the organism in Eukaryota, Metazoa, Chordata, Actinopteri, Syngnathiformes, Syngnathidae. Gene Ontology annotation, biological process: sensory perception of taste; phospholipase C-activating G protein-coupled receptor signaling pathway. Gene Ontology annotation, cellular component: heterotrimeric G-protein complex. The record is from RefSeq and is a predicted model, not a curated record. The transcript is spliced from 3 exons. Bases 293 to 496 code for a protein of 67 amino acids.